AUCUACAAAGCUUCUGAAUCCAAGCCGACCUGAGGCGAAGAUACAAGGUCUGCUUGAAACAUUUGUUCUUAUCUCAAAGAUUUCGUGUCGGGUGUGUCAAUGGCUCUACUUCUCCAGCAGCAGGUCGCUCACGGGCUGUGCAAAAAGCGGGCCGUGGGACCCUGCGGUGCAGUUCUGCAUCGGCCAUGUGUGACUCCUGCAAGCACUCGUCCACCUUCGACCUUUCAGUCAGUUGAAGGGCUUGCCCCUGUGGUUGGGGCCGGGAGACCGUCGCGGAGUGGCUUCGUCGUUCACGCGGCCGCGAAGACUGCGUCUACCGUUCGCAUCAUCAUCCAAGGCCGCAAGCUGCCAGUGACCAAUGCCAUUAAGGAGUACGUCGAGGAGAAGGUGGCAAAAGCAAUUCAGAACUUUGCGCAUACUCUUAAGGAGGUCGAUGUCACGCUGUCUGCUCGUGGUGGUGACACAGGAACACACGGCAAGAAGGAGCAGAAGGUGGACGUGACCAUCUUCACGCUCCGCAACGGUGUGGUUCGAGUGGAGGAUCGGGAGUCCAACCUGUACGCCGCCAUCGACCUGGUGUGUGACAAGAUCCGCAGCAAGCUGACGCGGGUGAAGGAGAAGGCCAUCACCAAGGGCAAGUGGCCGGGCAAGGCGGGGCCCAAGGAGGAUGUGGAGGAGGAGGACUUCCAAGAGUACCUCAAAGAUGUCAAGUUGGAAACCCAGUUGUUCGACAAGGAGGCAGAGCUUCAGAAGCAGUUUGCGGAACUAAACCGCAACUACCCAGCAACCGUCAUGCGCUCUAAGACCGUUGUGCUAGACCCCAUCACGGUGGAGGAGGCCAUCGACGCGCUGGAGGCCGUAGGUCACUCGUUUUACGUGUUCCGGGAAAUGACCACCGACACCGUGCAGGUGGUGUACAAGCGCGAGUCUGGUGGCUAUGGAGUGAUCGUGCCGCAGAUGCGGGACUGACCUGCUUGGGGCGGAUGAGGCGCACACACGCACACAGCGAGGGAGGGAGGGAGGGGGGGCUGCGCAGGGAGCGCUCAGGAAAAACCGAAUAGUGGGCCCUGAAUCCACCGAAGCACGCUCCUAUUUCCUUUACAUACAUACAUGCGUGCUUGACCUGCGACAUCUAAUUAUGUGGGACUAAUCGAUUGGACGAUGUACAGUGAGCUCUCCGGAUAUCUUCUAGAUUUCUGUUCUGCUACAUGUAGGAUGGAUAGAAGCAACCCCAGUGCGGAAUGCAUACUUGGAUGGGGGGUUGGCUCUUAAGGGUUUCUGGCGGGCGUGUGCGAUUUUGUGUAUGCAGUACGUGUCUUCGUAUGUUCAUUGUGGUGUAAGUGACAUGACCUGAUUCCGAGAUGCCUGCUUGUAAACACGCGAAACAUG
Volvox carteri f. nagariensis is the source of this 1389-nucleotide messenger RNA. RefSeq names its product chloroplast-specific ribosomal protein (gene csrp1). The record is from RefSeq and is a predicted model, not a curated record. Gene Ontology annotation, cellular component: cytosolic small ribosomal subunit. Gene Ontology annotation, molecular function: ribosomal small subunit binding. NCBI's taxonomy places the organism in Eukaryota, Viridiplantae, Chlorophyta, Chlorophyceae, Chlamydomonadales, Volvocaceae. Gene Ontology annotation, biological process: negative regulation of translational elongation; primary metabolic process. The transcript has 8 exons. The coding region runs from base 100 to 969 and encodes 289 amino acids.